UGAAAAAAUUUAAAUUAAUUAAUUCUGUCGAAAGUGUCUUUUAUAGAAUUUAUCUCUUAUCAUACUCGAAUAAAUAAAAAGAAUUUUAUAUACGAAAUUUCAUUAUAGUAUCAGUCAUAGUUUAGAAAUAACAGCAACAACAUACUUAUUAGGAAAAAAUUAAAAUGAAAUUAUUUCUUUUGACAUUUAUUUUGGCAAGUGUUAGUUUCUUGUCGAUUCACGCUAAUUCAGUAUCUGCCAAUGAACCCAAACAAAUUGUUGCCUCCAAUAUAGAAGAUGAAUUUAACCGUAAAGAGGGACAGACACCACAACAAAGUUUCACUCAAUCACAUGGUACUUCAAACAAUGGCGAGGUAAAUUUCCUUGGACCACUCAAUUCGUUUAGUAAAUUAUUGCCAGAAUCCAAUUCAACAAUACAAUCUAAUCCAUACUCAAGCAAUUCAGUUAAUUCUAGUAAUCAAUAUCAACAAAAUCAGAAUCAAUAUCAACAAAAUCAAAAUCAAUAUCAAGAAAAUCAGAAUCAACAAAAUCAAAAUCAAUAUCAAGAAAAUCAGAAUCAACAAAAUCAGAAUCACCAAAAUCAGAAUCACCAAAAUCAGAAUCACCAAAAUCAGAAUCAACAAAAUCAAAAUCAGAAUCAACAAAAUCAGAAUCAACAAAAUCAGAAUCAACAAAAUCAAAAUCAGAAUCAACAAAAUCAAAAUCAAUAUCAACAAAAUCAGAAUCAAUAUCCACAAAAUCAGUAUCAACAAAAUCAGAAUCAGUAUCAACAAAAUCAGAAUCAAUAUUCUCAAAAUCAGAAUCAGUAUCAACAAAAUCAGAAUCAGUUUCAACAAAAUCAGAAUCAGUAUCAACAAAAUCCGAAUCAAUAUUCUCAAAAUCAGAAUCAAUAUCAACAAAAUCAGAAUCAGUAUCAGCAAAAUGGAUAUCAAAAUUUACAUAACACACAACAAAAUGCAUUAAAUGGAAAUCCUAAUUUACCAACUCAAUAUCAAAAUCAGUUAAUAAAUGGAUAUCAAUAUCCACAAAAUAAUUAUCAGAACAGUUAUCUUCAGAAUCAAAAUCAAAUUCCACAAAAUGGUAAUCAAUUACCACAAAAUGGAUAUCAAUAUUCACAAAACGGAAAUCAGAUUUAUCAAUCUGGAUGGCCAGUGAAAUUUCAGCCGCAGCCAUUAUAUUCUAAUUUAGGAUUAAGCGAAUCUCAAUGUUCAUCUCAUAUUAAAACAAUGGAGUCAAUGUAUCUUAAAAUGUUGGAAGAUAUAAUGAAUGAAGUGAAAACAGCAGCAAAUAAGGAGAAAGAUAAUAAUAUUUUGCAAAAUCUUGUCAAUCGUUUUGACGAUUGUCACCAAAAGAUUGGCAAUUUUGCCAGAGAUUCAAUAUUUGGAUACGCUGGUAAAUUUUUCGAUCAGCUUUUUAAGAAACCUUAUUAAAGUGAACAAAGAUGUACAAGAAUCGUUUUUUUUCUUCAAAAUAUCAACAUUUAUGUUCAUACAGUUAUUAUGUAAUAAAAUUUUCAAAAGUGUAAUAAAAAAUUUAUAGACCAAUUUUGUGAUAAAUUUUUCAGUUAGAAUAAUUCACGACAUACUUAAGUGUAUAACUUUUCAAUAAAAUGCACAAAUUGUUUUCAUUUUCA
Molecule: messenger RNA, 1633 nt
Organism: Leptopilina boulardi
Lineage: Eukaryota; Metazoa; Arthropoda; Insecta; Hymenoptera; Figitidae
Product: protein kinase 4-like
Exons: 2
Coding region: 165-1430 (421 amino acids)
Source: RefSeq, a predicted model, not a curated record